UCUUGAUGGGUUGGUGUGAGAAGAAGGAAAAAGACGAGCGGAGCUGAUUUAGUGGGCUUGUAAAAGGGGUGCCUGACGCAAGUGAGUGGCCGGCGAAGCGGACGAGGGUCAUGGACAGUGACAUCAAUAUCCAUGUGCUCCGGCACUGCUUGGCUGAAGCAAGACAAAGCCACCUUCUUCAAUUCUGGGAGGAACUAAAUGAACUAGAACAACAAGAGCUGUAUAAAGAAUUGAAGGCCAUGGAUCUCAAGGAGCUGGACCAGGCUUUCAAGAAAGCCAUGUUAGAUAGUGGCCAUUUACCAGGGCAAGAGAGCAUGGAUGCAAAGAUGGAACCUGUGCCACGUGAGGUCCUCGGGAGUGCAACACGGGACCAAGCUCAGUUGCCAGACUGGGAGGAAGAAGGUCUUCGACAGAUUUCUCAGAGCAAAGUUGCUGUUCUUCUCUUAGCUGGUGGACAAGGGACAAGGCUUGGUGUCUCGUAUCCCAAAGGAAUGUAUGAUGUAGGGUUACUGUCCCAUAAAACUCUGUUCCAGAUCCAAGCAGAGCGUAUUUUAAAACUGCAGCAGCUAGCUGAAAAGCAACAUGGUCUCAAAUGUGUUAUUCCAUGGUAUAUAAUGACCAGUGGCAGGACAACAGAAUUGACUAAAGAAUUUUUUCUAAAACACAAAUAUUUUGGUUUGAAGAAGGAGAAUGUGAUCUUCUUCAAACAAGGGAUGCUCCCUGCAAUGGACUUCAGUGGGAAAAUUCUCCUGGAAGAAAAGGGCAAAGUUUCUAUGGCUCCAGAUGGCAAUGGGGGUCUGUACCGAGCUUUGGGAGCUCAUCGUAUUAUAGAGGACAUGGAACAAAGAGGAAUUGGCAGCAUACAUGUUUACUGUGUUGACAACAUUUUGGUAAAAGUGGCUGACCCUCGGUUCAUUGGUUUUUGCAUACAGAAAGGAGCAGACUGUGGAGCAAAGGUUGUUGAAAAAACUAACCCGACAGAACCUGUUGGAGUGGUGUGCCAAGUAGAUGGUGUUUACAAAGUGGUGGAGUACAGCGAGAUUUCUCUGGCCACAGCCCAGAAAAGAUGUCCUGAUGGCCGGUUACUUUUUAAUGCUGGCAACAUUGCCAAUCACUAUUUCACAAUGGAGUUUCUGAAAGAUGUUGUCAAUGUUUACGAACCUCAGUUGCAACAUCACAUAGCCCAGAAGAAAGUCCCAUACAUAGAUGUGACCACUGGGAAAGCUCUGAAGCCUGACAAACCAAAUGGGAUUAAAAUGGAGAAAUUUGUAUUUGACAUCUUCCAGUUUGCUAAGAACUUUGUGGUUUAUGAAGUUCUGCGAGAAGAUGAAUUCUCCCCUUUGAAGAAUGCAGAUAGCCAAAAUGGCAAGGACAACCCCACCACUGCGAGACACUCCUUGAUGUCACUGCAUCACUGUUGGGUUCUCAAUGCUGGUGGUCACUUUGUGGAUGAGAAUGGAACACGCCGACCAGCUAUUCCUCGCUACACAAAUGGAAGGUCAGAUGUGAUCCAAGCUGAUGUCAAUCACAAUUUGAAGGAUGCAAAUGACUUGCCAAUUCAGUGUGAGAUUUCUCCUCUUGUCUCCUAUGGGGGUGAAGGACUGGUGGAGUUGGUCAAAGACAAAGAAUUCCACGCUCCUUUGAUUAUUGACCAAAGUGGGAUCCAUGAGCUGGUGAAGAAUGGUGUCUGAGGUGCCCAUGAGAGAUCAUCUUUCUAGUCUAGAAUCAUAUGAUCCUUUCUUGUCAGACUGAAUAUUUAGACAAAGGUUUCACUAUCUUCUUGAAGAAUUUUCACUCAAAUUGAGUUUCCUUAAAAAUCAGUAGUAGGCUACAAAUAAGAAGAAAUGCAACAUGACUUCAUCUUGGAAUCUUGGAGAUAACUAUUUAUAUAAUUUUUAAUAUUUUAAAUGGCUACUGGUUCAAAUUGCACAGCCUAUUUCUUCACAUGCUGCAGUGCUUGAAGAUAUCAGCAUUUUCUAUCAAAUCCUUUAUUAUACCUGCAAGUCGUCUUUAUGGUACGAAAGUUGAGACACUUAUAUGAAUUUUUACUUUUUUUUCAACAUUUUUAAGUUUGGUUUUUGCAUUUGGUGCCCAUACUUUAUGAAUAAUUAUAUCUUGCUGGGAUUGCACAAUUGAAAGACUAGAAAAGUAGUACAACUGAAUUAAAUUGUUUUUCCUAGCAUGAUGUUUCUUGAAACGUCUUUAACACUUGACUUAUUUUAUGUUAUGGCAGAGCCAGGACUUUGAGAUACUGAGAUGUUUUCAUGUAUUUCUGUGCAUAGUGCUCAUUGCAAUCAAUAAGGAUCUAUGGAAUGUGUCCUCCUCCCAGGACUCAUAUAUAGAACAGGGAUACAACAGAUUCUCUCAAACGUCCUGAAACUUUGUUUAAGGAAUCAUUGCACGAAAGCAACCAUUAUUUUUGAAGUUUCUUCCCAAAUUGGGUUAGAAUGCAAAGAUAUUGAGGGUGCAGACAUCCUAAUUUAUAUGCUGCCCCCUCCCUCCCAAAUUUACCUCUUUUUGGAAGUUUUCCUUUCUUCAGAUGUUUGUGAAUAUCAUUUUGGUAUUUUAGCCAAAGUACAGAAAGUUUGUCGGAUGUUAAUUUCCAGAGAUUGCUUCAAACAAAUAUAGAAAUACAGCAGGGUGACAGGGCUGGGAUUUGUGCAAAUUAAAAUGAUUCAGUUCUGUCCACUUCCAUUUUUUCACUUUGAUUCAGAGCUGUGUUUAAAAGAAAUUUAACUAUAAAGCUUUAAAAAUGAUGUGUCUCAACCCUGACAGAGUUUCUGAUCUUUUUUGAGCCUGUGUAAGGGGCAGGUGGGUUGGAUGGUUGAUUGGUUAGUUAAUUAGGUGUCAUUGAAUUGGGAACUAGAUGUGGUACGUCCAUCAACAGAUUGAUACAUUAUGUUACGUGAUAGUAGGCCUAAAAUGAACUUCCUUGGUUCUUCUACCAUUUUGCCUGCCACUAGUGAUAAAAUCUCAUGUACAAAAACUUUUUGCCUGACGGCAGAUAAAUUCACAUAGGCAGGUUCUGCAAACUUUUAUUAAUCAACAAUUCAGUUACAUGAAUAUUAAUCAACAACUCAGUUACACGAAUAUUGCUCAGCUAUAUCAUGUAGAAUGCUUUCAAUGAUAUGAUUAUGGAACUCAACUACAGGCAAAACAUUUUGAUGGGCAAAAAAUGAACAAGAGCCAUCUCAUCUUGUACACAGACAUGUAAUUAAAAUAUGAAAUUGCA
Python bivittatus (Burmese python) is the source of this 3232-nucleotide messenger RNA. It is a transcript of the gene UAP1, whose product is annotated as UDP-N-acetylglucosamine pyrophosphorylase 1. Gene Ontology annotation, molecular function: UDP-N-acetylglucosamine diphosphorylase activity. The record is from RefSeq and is a predicted model, not a curated record. NCBI's taxonomy places the organism in Eukaryota, Metazoa, Chordata, Lepidosauria, Squamata, Pythonidae. Gene Ontology annotation, biological process: UDP-N-acetylglucosamine biosynthetic process.